GCUGCACUUGUCCCCCAGCCCCUCGUCGCAGAAGAGCAGCUCACGCAGCCUCAUGGCGCGCUCCACUUUGCAGAGCUCCUUCAAGAAACGCAAGCUGGAGGACAGCGAGAGCCACACCAGUGGGCCCGUGGCUGUUGAGGAGGUCGACCUGGACGGCAAGUUCGUGCGGCUCAAGAACAAGUCCAACGAGGAUCAGGCCCUGGGGAAUUGGCAGAUCAAGCACCAGAACGGAGAAGAUCCCGUCAUCUCCUACUGCUUCCCUCCCAGAUUUACCCUGCAGGCUGGCCAGGUGGUCACGAUCUGGGGCUCGGGGGCCGGUGCAACCCACAGCCCUCCCACGGACUUGGUGUGGAAGACCCAGAACUCAUGGGGCACCGGAGACAGCCUGCGGACUGCCCUGAUCAACUCCAACGGACAGGAGGUGGCCCUGACGAAGCUGGUGUGCACCAGGAUGGUGAACGGGGAGAUUGAAGAUGAUGACGAAGAGGGCAUCCACCACCACCACCACCAGCAUGCCCACUGCAGCGGGGCCCAGAACGCUGGCACCUCGUCCUCAAGCUCAUCCACCCCCCGCAUCAACACCACCCGCAGCUGCCGCACCGUUGCAGGUCCCAGCAUCAGCACUAGUGGCCUGGGUGAAAAUGUAAUGACUGGGGCCUGCAUCGUGGGGAACGCCAGCUCACGCAGGCAGGUUCCUCAAAAGUGCAGCAUCAUGUAACCAGUUGGAGGUAUCCAUCCUGGCCAAAAAAACCUGCCAUAGCAAGCUAUUUUUCCCUUAAAGCAAAUGUACCUUCUGCCCCCUGUCCCCUCCCAUUUUUAAAAGAAACCAAGAAAGGUUGAGAUUUUUUUGUUUUGUUUUCUACCGCAGGAAUUUAUAUAUUUUUAUAAAAUGCAAAACGACGCUUUGAUUUUUUUUUUUUAAAGAAAGAAAAUCUAUUUCUGUAGAGAAAAAGCCCACACACAAACAAGAGCUUAUUCAGCUGCUGCAUUUUUUAAAUACCGAAGCCAAACAAGUUGAUGAACGGUGGUUGCCAAAAAAAAAAUAAAAAGAGAGAAUGAGAAAAAAAGGUAGUUUAAUAGCUCUUUAGAUGUAUAUUUUUUGCCAAAGAUUUUUGUAUGGGAGUUUGAUGUGAAGCCAUUCGAGAUGGGCCCCUCCUACCUCUGUCUUUGGGAGGGGCGAGGCUGUGUUGCUCUUCAAAGCCAUGUGCUAGACCCGAAAGCAAAGCUCAUUUCAAGACUGCGGGAUGAGCUUUAGCAUAGGAAAAUUGUGCUUUGAAAAGGAAAAUCCAGUCCCUGAGGCUCGAUUCUCCUGUGCACUAAGGCUCCUGGCCCCUCCUCUCACAGGAAUCAUCUAUGAGGGUCCCAGGUGGGCCCAGAUCCUCCCAUUUUCCCAUCACUUUCUGCAUGGAGGGGUGCACACAAGAAGCCUGAACGAUGUUCUCAUUGAUUUUCCCAUUGGUUUCAUACCCAGGGCAUUACCUCCCGACCCACCUUGUCCUGUCUACCGCGCUUACUCCCAUUGCUCCCUGCUCUUGCCAUGGGAAAGACCCAUUUUUUUCAUACUGUAUUAUUCAUCUGAGGCAUUAAUUGCUUUUAUAUAUAUGUAUAUGUAUACAUGAAUAAGCAGCCACAUUGUGCCUUAAAAGGGGCGGUGUCGAGCACGAGAGGAAGGAGAGAGCUUGUCUAGAGAGAGACAGAGCUGGGUUGUAGCUUAGGGUCUGCGGUCGAGACCAGACGAGGGCAAUGGGGUGUUAAAAGCGACGCAGAGUUUCUGAACGUGCUUGUUGCUAGUCCAGGGACCAGGGGCCGCCCCAGGCUGAUCUUCAAGGUCUGUAGGUUUAGGGAUUGUGCUAAGGGGUGGUGGGGCCAGGGCUUUGCCUGGGGGAAAAUCUGGCUCUGUGGAGCAGCUUGAUGCCAGCCAUGAUGUAGCCCUGUGAGCUGAAGCCUUUUUGCUGCUUCUGCUCUGCUGUGGGUCCGAUCCUGUCCCUCUCCCCACCCCACACCUAUCCCCUGCCU
Alligator sinensis (Chinese alligator) is the source of this 2016-nucleotide messenger RNA. Its product is annotated as prelamin-A/C-like. The transcript is spliced from 6 exons. The record is from RefSeq and is a predicted model, not a curated record. NCBI's taxonomy places the organism in Eukaryota, Metazoa, Chordata, Crocodylia, Alligatoridae. The annotation marks the transcript as partial.